Messenger RNA from Solanum pennellii, 1713 nucleotides. Its product is annotated as E3 ubiquitin-protein ligase PUB23-like. Gene Ontology annotation, molecular function: ubiquitin protein ligase activity. The record is from RefSeq and is a predicted model, not a curated record. Gene Ontology annotation, biological process: protein ubiquitination. The transcript has a single exon. The coding region runs from base 412 to 1692 and encodes 426 amino acids. Lineage: Eukaryota; Viridiplantae; Streptophyta; Magnoliopsida; Solanales; Solanaceae.
UAUCUUCAAUCUCUUGAAAAGUUUCACUUUAUUUUCAUCAAAACAUUACUUUCUUUUCCCUUCCCCUUAGGGUAUAUCCUUCUUUAGGUUAACCCUUCGAUAUGAUCAGAAGUUUGUUGACCUAACUAAUAAGAUUCGUGUCAGAUAGAUUUACCAAAAAGUUGUGGUCCUAUUCACAAAGUAUAUGUUUUCCUAUUUUCUCCAAACAAAUCAUCAAUCACAAUACACUACUUCAUUUCCCCCUCCCCUUCAUAAACUUGGUCCAUUCCUCCUUCAAAAGAUAUAUUUAUCUCAUCGGAACCAAUUCAUAUUCGUCUUGAAUAAAUCCACCAAGGAACGUAUAAAAACUAUUUUUCUCAGACUCGAAUCUGAAAUAUUUGAUUAAGGGUGGAGGGAUCGCGACCAACUAAUAUGGAAGAUGUUGAAGUUCCUAAUUAUUUCCUUUGUCCAAUAUCUAUGCAACUAAUGAGGGAUCCGGUUACAACAUCAACCGGAAUAACCUAUGAUAGGGUGAACAUAGAGAAAUGGUUAUUCAAGUGCAAGAACACAACUUGUCCCAUAACCAAACAAGAGUUGUUGACCAUGGAUCUUACCCCAAACCACACUCUUCGUCGUGUGAUUCAAUCUUGGUGCAUCAUGAAUUCUUCACAUGGUGUUGAAAGGAUUCCUUCUCCAAAGCCUCAAGUAACAAAAUCAUAUGUUUUAAAACUCCUUAAACAAGCCAUGCAAUCCCAAGAAAUGCAACUUUCUUGCUUGAGGUCACUUAAAUCUAUUGCUCAUGCAAGUGAGAGCAAUAAGAAAUGUUUAGAAUCAUGUGAGGUUGUAGAUUUCUUAGCUUCAAUUGUAAUGAGGAAAGAAGUGGCUUUCAUUCAAGAUUCAGUGUUGAGUUGCGAUAAUAGUCAAACACCACUUGUACUCGAGUACAUCACUACUAAGGCAAGUGAUGAAGCUUUGGAUAUUCUUUUUCAUCUUAAUCUCUCAGAUGAAACCCUAAAAAAGUUCGUCUCCAAAGACAAUGGAGACGAACUUUUCUUAGAUUCUUUAUUGUAUUUCUUGAAAUGUGGGAAUUGUCAAUCUCGAGACUAUGCAAUAAUGCUAUUAAAAUCAGCAUUCAAUGUGGCUGAUCCAUGCCAAUUAAUUGGUGUAAAAAAAGAAUAUUUUAAAGAAAUAUUGUUAUUUUUGAAUUACAAGUUAAUCUCACAACAAGCUACAAAGGCUUCACUUAAGUUACUAGUGGAACUUUGUCCAUGGGGUAGAAAUAGAAUCAAAGCAAUUGAAGUUGGAGCUAUAUCAACCCUAAUUGAGCUUCUUCUUGAUACAAUAGAAAGAAGAUCUUGUGAACUAAUCCUUACAAUUUUACAUCAACUUUGUAGUUGUGCCGAGGGCCGGGCUGAGUUAUUGAACCAUGGGGCAGGAAUAGCCAUUGUUUCCAAGAAAAUACUUAGGGUUUCUCAAGUAGCAAGUGAUAGAGGAGUGAGGAUACUUUGUUCUAUUUCAAAAUUUUCAGCAACUUGUAAGGUUCUUCAAGAGAUGUUGCAAGUGGGAGUGGUGUCAAAGUUAUGUUUGGUGAUACAAGUGGAUAGUUGUUCAAAGACCAAGGAGAAAGCAAAAGAAAUUCUAAGGUUACAUUCUAGGGUUUGGAGAGAUUCUUCUUGUCUUCCUCCUCAUUUACUCUCUUCUUAUCCUUCAUAAAGAAAAUUAUUUUGUUGUUGU